GCCAGCUGACUACGUUUUUCUCCGUACCUGUUUCCGAAAUAUACUUUAAGAAAUUAUAUUUGAUAAAUUAAGUCAUGCUAUUGUCGGGCUAUUUGAGACGUUUACAGCCAUGUGCUGGUGCAAUGCGUCGAUGUGCAACUACAAUGCCGAGUGAUGAACCAGAUACUGAUAUCAGCUCGACUGUCAAGCGAAUCCGUCAGGAGUUGGCACAGGACAAACAGCAAUUAAAGUGGCGAACGCCGAUUGGGGAUCGUCCCGAAGAUUGGAAUAGUAAGCUAAAACUGUUCUCGAACCCGGAGCAAACAUCGGAUUUUAUUGUGAUGAUGCAACGCCCCAUUGACCUAAGUGCAAAGAACGUGAAACAAUGGUGGGGCAAGCGUCAGGAACGCAUUGAACGACACAUGCAACAGUUUAUACCCGAACGCCAUAAAAUAUUGGGCCCUGAAUUAGCCUCGGCCCAUUUCAUAUUGUAUCGCGGUGGCGCUGUCAAGUUCCUAAAUGAUCCCAAAUGGCAACGUGCCUCUGAAGAUGGCGAAUUCAAUUUACCCAAUAAAUUCAAUGCCACCUACAAAGUGGAAGCUCUUCGCUGCGACAACAUGCAGUUAUAUUAUGAGGGACUGGAAAACCUACGCUGCUUGGAGCACCUCAAGUUUCUAUCCUUUCACAAUGUUAAAACUUUUGACGACUGGUGUUUGGAUCGUGUUUCUGGCAGUGAGUUUCCACGCCUGGAGGUUCUUGAUAUAUCCGGCACUAAUAUUACAGCCAAGGGAUUAUCCUGCCUCUAUCGCCUUGGCCAACUGAAGCUCCUGAUUAUCGAUGAUCCAAAGCAAACGCUGGAAAUGGAAUUGACCGCUGCAAUGCUAGAAGCAUCGAUGCCGGCACUUAAAAUUGUUGCAGCCAAUACAAUACACAGCAUAACAUAAAGUUGUUUGAAAUAUAAUUAAAAAGAAAGAUCACGUUAA
Molecule: messenger RNA, 962 nt
Organism: Drosophila innubila
Lineage: Eukaryota; Metazoa; Arthropoda; Insecta; Diptera; Drosophilidae
Product: distal membrane-arm assembly complex protein 2
Exons: 1
Coding region: 75-923 (282 amino acids)
Source: RefSeq, a predicted model, not a curated record